Molecule: messenger RNA, 489 nt
Organism: Ceutorhynchus assimilis (cabbage seed weevil)
Lineage: Eukaryota; Metazoa; Arthropoda; Insecta; Coleoptera; Curculionidae
Source: the annotation of a GenBank genome assembly
AUGCGAACGACAACGGACCCAGGAUUUGUACAGGCCGAUUCAUAUAAUCUGCCCGAAGUAACAUGCGAAAUGAUAGAUAUAUAUUACGAAGAAAUUGCUGAGUAUUUUAUUGCUGGGGUGCGGAACGUGAAAGCUCAGAGAGCUACUCGAGAAUCUUACGGAGACGUUGCUGUAGGGUAUGUCCAGUUGAAAAGGGAUCAUCCCCAGUGCAUUGUAAAAGCUCGAAUCACGCCAGAACAUAAAAUUCGAAAACAAAGCUAUUUGGUUAGUGUGUGCAUUGAUGAAGAAUGCCAUAAAGUAAUUGAUGUGAAAUGUAAUGACUGCGAAGCGAGCGAAGGUAGGGGGCUGCAAGCAUGGAAUAGCGCUGAUUUUUUGGUUAUUGAGGAGACAUUUACAUCCGUCAGUAACCUCAACCGUCUGUUACUGGAAGAAGUCAUCGUUAGCAAAACUGGGGGAUUUGAAGCCAACAAGAACUGUCAAUAUUUUUAA